Messenger RNA from Zeugodacus cucurbitae (melon fly), 4419 nucleotides. RefSeq names its product palmitoleoyl-protein carboxylesterase NOTUM (gene Notum). NCBI's taxonomy places the organism in Eukaryota, Metazoa, Arthropoda, Insecta, Diptera, Tephritidae. Bases 641 to 2965 code for a protein of 774 amino acids. Gene Ontology annotation, molecular function: hydrolase activity. The record is from RefSeq and is a predicted model, not a curated record. The transcript is spliced from 4 exons.
UUUGUUGUUGCUGGUGCUGCUGUUACUGAUGUUGUUUGUCGGCCAGAUCACACGAUCGCCAGAAGAAGCAGGCAAACAGCCAGUGGUGGCUGCUGCUGCUGCCGCUGCUGCGACGACGGCGGCUGCUUCUUCCACAGCUCAACAACUUUACAAGAUACAGAUACAUUUCGUUGCCGUGUAGCUGCGUUCACCUUCAGCAUUCCGCGACGAACGCUCAAUGCAAACGGACGUGUAUUUCUCCGUCACGAAAUCACGAAAUUGUCACAAAACGUUUUCUGAAGAUAUCAAAGCAAAGCACCAAAAAAGCGUAAAAGUGUUUAAACGAAAAAAAAAUAUUUAAAUUUAUUAAAUAAAAAUAUUAAUGAUCUAAAAACGUAAUGAUCAUGCUAUGACAACAACAACAAAAAAGCAUAAAAACAAAUUUUCGUGUUUAAAAAUUUAAAAAAUAUUUUCAUAAAAUUUUGCAAAAGAUGCGUGUUGGUGCCAAAAGUGUUUAAUUUGAAUAAAAAAAAUUAAAAACCAACAACAACAACAAAUUGUGUGAAAACAACAAAUAUAAGAUUGUUUAAAAAAUAUAUAUUAAUUGAUAAUGUCAAGUGUAAGCCCAGUGUAAUUACCGUUAUAAUUUGCAAUAUAUAAAAUGGCAAUGCCGAAUUUUUACAACAACGUACGAAAAAUGUUAACAACAAAUUUUAACACAACAACAACCACACAAAACACAAAUAAUAUGUCACACAGCUGUAGAACAAAUCAACGGAUUACGAGUAAUCGGUGUACAGAGCACAACAACUUUAACUGCAACACAACUGAGGUCAAUUGCAGUCAGCGCCAACAUAGUGUUCACAUAUGUUCCACAACGUUCCACAAGUGUUUGUGCGCACAGCGCAGCAUUGCCUACUUAAAGGCGCACAACAUACAGCGCAUAACAUUACUGCUAAAUAGCGUCUUCAUCGUAUUACUUUGCUUGGCGGCAAUACAACCCACAUGCGCGCGUUCCACAAACGCACAUCGUACGGCGAAAGCCGCAUUAGUAGCAACGCAACCCUUUGCAGAGGGAUUAGUUGGCAACGCUGAUGCGCCUAGCAUGCUUUUAAACAACUCCACGAGUAUUAUAAUGUCGGCACAUGAGAGCAACGCGCUCGAUUUAGGCGCCACAACAAAGCCCACACCGCCGGUGGUGGAGAAUCGACGUGCGCUGAAGCUUGUGCCUUUCAAUAAUGCGUCCGUUGUAUGUAAUGAUGGUUCGAAAGCCGGUUUCUAUUUGCGCAAAAAUCCCAAUUCGAAGAAGUGGAUUGUAUUCCUGGAGGGCGGUUGGCAUUGUUAUGAUGCGCGCUCAUGUCGUGCGCGUUGGUUGCGAAUGCGCCACCUGAUGACGUCGACGCAAUGGCCUGAUAAGCGAGAUGUUGGUGGCAUACUCUCCCCUUUGCCCGAAGAGAACCCCUAUUGGCAUAAUGCUAAUCAUGUGCUCGUGCCCUAUUGCAGCAGCGAUUCGUGGUCGGGUACACGCGACACCAUCGACGAAAACGCCAAGUUUCGUUUUAUGGGCGCUGUGAUCUUACGUAACGUUAUUGCCGAGCUAGUACCACUCGGUUUGGGUCGUAUACCGGGUGCGGAACUGCUGCUAGUCGGUUCAUCGGCAGGUGGUCUGGGUGUUAUGCUCAACUUAGAUCGCAUAACCAAAUAUCUACAGCAAGAACGUAAACUGAUGGUGACAGUGCGUGGUGUUAGCGACUCCGGUUGGUUUCUCGAUCGUGAACCCUACACGCCAGCUACAGUCGGCUCUAGUGAAGCGGUGCGUCAAGGUUGGAAGCUGUGGCAAGGUUCACUACCGGAAGCAUGCACUCAACAAUAUCAAGCAGAGCCAUGGCGUUGCUACUUCGGUUAUCGUCUCUAUCCGACACUCAAAGCACCCCUUUUCGUCUUCCAAUGGCUAUUCGAUGAGGCACAAAUGCGCGCCGACAAUGUAGGCGCACCAGUUACGCCCCAGCAGUGGAACUAUAUACACGAGAUGGGCGGCGCGUUACGUUCCUCCUUGGACAAUGUGACUGGCGUAUUCGCGCCCUCUUGUAUCGGACAUGCUGUGCUCUCCAAACGCGAUUGGAUCAACAUCAAAAUCGAUGAUAUCUCCUUGCCAUCUGCGCUACGUUGUUGGGAGCAUUCGACACGUCCACGCCGUCGACGACACAACAUGGGCAAACAAAACCAGUUGGAACAAUCCGAGCAAAAACGACAUCGGCAAAAUAACGGACAUAAAAACCGAUUACCGAAACAACACAAAGAGAAGAAGGACAACAACUUCGAGCCACAAAAUGGUGUACGUCAACGCUUAAGCAAAGCCGAGCGUGAAGAACGGCGCCGACUACGGCACGAACGUCAACAGAGGCGUCAACGUAAACUACAACAACGUAAUCGGAAUAAACAUCGUAAUCGUCAUGAACGUCGACGUAAUGAAGCCGAACGCAAGCGUAACAACAAUUUGCCACCCAACGAGAAUGCCACGGCUUUAUAUGAACAACAUCCGAAUAAAAAGCAACGUAACCAUAAUAAACACAACACAAACGGUGGUGAGCGCAAACAACGCGUGGGACACAAGUCACGUAAGGAACGUAAAGAGCAACGUCAACAGCAACUAAAGCUACAAAAUACCAGCAAAUACGAACAAGCCGUCGAGGCGACCACCCCAUUCGAUCUGCAAAAGAAACACAUGCGUCGCAAUCGUGUGCCACGCGUGCCUGAGAAGUGCGCUCUACGCCUGCUCGAGCGUUGCAGUUGGCCACAGUGCAAUCACUCCUGCCCGAUGGUCACGAAUCCGCUGACCGGCGAAGAGAUGCGCUUCCUUGAGCUGCUCACCUCUUUCGGUCUGGAUAUCGAAGCCGUUGCCGCGGCGUUGGGCAUUGACAUGCAGACCUUGAGCAAUAUGGAUCGCACCGAACUGAUUAAUCUGUUGACGCAACAGGCGAGCUGAUCGUCGGUGUAAAUAAAAGUGGUUGUUUGUUGGAGGUGUAUAUGGGUGUGUUUUUUGAUGUGUAUCUGUGCGAUGUGUGUGUACUUAAAUUAUUUGUAAAUAUUAGUCGUUUAAGCGGUAAAAUAAUUGAAAGUUCAAAUUAUUAUUCUAAGUGUUGUGGGUGUAUGUGUAGGAAGCAGUGAAACUCUGCCACCAAAUUCGAGUUCGUUUUCUAGUAUUUUUUGGUAAUUACUUAAAGACAAAUAUUAAGCCCAGUUGUUAGGACAAACUAAUUUAUUGUUUAUUGUUGUAAGCGAUUUUAGUUUAAUUUCCGUUAUAUCUAUAAGUUUUAAGCCAAAAUGAGAAAACAAAAAUAUUUGCAAAUAACAAAGGGUGAGUUUGAGAGUGAUUUUAGCAAAAAAAAAUUUGAAAGAGUUGAAACCCAUUUAAAGCCUGGAAUCAAACAUUCACUUAAAAAAAUUUAAUACAUUAAAAUUUCUGCAUAAAAUACUACACUACAGUGAGGUUCAUAUAAUUGAAUACACAUUAGUUAAAAAUCGCUAUUUUAACUCACCUAUGGUCAACGCAUUUAAAAUAAAAAUAACUCGAAAUAUCACAUCAUACUCAGAAUAAAAAUAUAUAAAAAAAGUUAAAACAUUUACAUAUACGAAUAUAAACACAAAAUGCAACAAUGAGACUGUUACUUAAUUAAAUAAUUAUUGUUAAUAAUUUAACUAUAUAAUUUAUGAGUAAAAAAAAAUACAAAAAUAAAAAAAUACGCAAAAAAUUAAAAAAGAACAAAAAACACUAAGUAAUGAAAUUGUAAUCAAAAUUACCAAUACAGUAAUGAUUACAUAACAAUUAUAUAGCAAAUGUACUUAAAAAUGAAGCAGUAUAUCAAAUCAAUAUUUAUUUAGAGUUGAAACUCGAUGAUGUAAUCACAUUGUAAUUAAAAUUAAUUACCAAUACUGUAAUGAUUACACAAUAAUUAUAUAGCAAAUGUACUUAAAUAUACAGCAGUUUGAUUUGAUGUAUCCAUAUUAUUAUAGUACACAACUGAAGCUCGAGCAUAAACCUACCUCAAUAGCACUUACAAAAAUGAAAUACAUAAUUAAUUAAAAUACUAAUUAAAAAGUAAUUAAAUUAUAUACGACAAUAUUUGCAAUAGAAAUGCUAGUUUACACGUUUGCAGCAAAGUUACUGAACUAAAAUUAAAAAAAAAAUAAAUAAAUGAAAAUUAAGUAAUGUAAAAUUCGGAUACAAAGUUGUACUUAAAAAUAAUUACUAUGUUAUAAAUUACUUUUUUUUGAAUUACUCAGCUAAAAAAUCGCAUUUCAACUUCAAUCAUAAUUUCCAUAAAAUUUAUUGUUAAUUAUUAUUUAUGCUAGCAUAUUUAUUUUGUACCUGUAAAUCUCCUAAAAUUAUUACAGUGAAGUUCAUAAUAACAUACACACUCACAAACAAAAAUAUUGCAU